AUGGAGUCGCUGAUACCGACGAUCAACAAGCUCCAGGACGUUUUCUCGGCUGUAGGCUCGAGGGAGGCGGAGAUUCAGCUGCCACAAAUUGUGGUCGUCGGUGCACAGAGCUCCGGAAAAAGUUCUGUGAUAGAAGCAAUCGUUGGCCGAGAUUUUCUUCCGCGAGGUACCGGGAUAGUUACAAGACGGCCGCUUCUUCUCCAGCUUUGCCAUGUCCCUCUUGACGAUAAGGCGAGCAGGCAGGGGCAGAAAGAUGAUUGGGCCCGCUUCGAGCACACCGGAGAUCGCACAUUCGAAGACUUCGAAUUAGUGCGAAAAGAGAUAGAGGAGGAAACCGACCGCCUUACGGGUAGCAAUAAGGGGAUAUCCAACUUGCCAAUUUCGCUGAAGAUUUUCUCGCACCGCGUGGUUAACUUGACACUCGUGGAUCUGCCGGGUAUGACAAAAGUUCCCGUCGGGGAUCAGCCUACGAAUAUUGAGGAGCAAAUCCGUGACAUGAUAAUGUAUUACAUCACGAAUCCGAACUCGAUCAUCUUGGCCGUGACGCCUGCAAAUCAAGAUUUCGCUACUUCGGAGCCGCUGAAGAUGUCGCGUGACGUCGAUUAUGAAGGGGCAAGAACGUUGGCGGUACUGACGAAGCUUGACUUGAUGGACCACGGGACGGAUGCGCUCGAUGUGUUGACUGGCCAGUUGGUUCACGUGAAGCUCGGCAUUAUUGGAGUCGUCAAUCGAUCUCAGGCUGACAUCAAAGCUAAAAAGCCAAUCGAAGAUGCGUUACGCGACGAAGAGUCCUUCCUCGCUCGCAAGUACCCAACCCUUGCUUCAAGACAAGGGACCCGCUACUUGGCCAAGACACUCAAUCGGCUCUUGAUGCACCACAUCCGCGAAUGCCUUCCCUCGUUGAAAAACCGCGUGGGUGUCCUGAUCUCCCAGUGUCAGACACUACUCAAUACGUAUGGCGAGCCAGUCGAGGACAAGAAUAGAAUGUUGUUGCAAAUUAUCACCAGGUUCUCUACCGCCUACACCUCCACAAUUGAAGGCACUGCCCGAAACAUUGAGACCGCCGAACUUUGCGGUGGCGCCAGGAUUUGCUACAUCUUCCAUGAGACGUUUGCGAAAACCCUGGACUCGAUCGACCCGCUUGGCAAUCUCAACACAUUGGAUAUUCUAACAGCCAUUCGUAAUGCUACGGGUCCACGUCCUGCUCUUUUCGUGCCGGAGGUGUCGUUCGAGUUGCUGGUGAAGCGGCAGAUUCAGCGGCUUGAGGAUCCUUCCCUUCGAUGUGUUGACCUCGUCCACGAAGAGCUGCAGAGGAUCGUACAACAUUGCGGAAAUGAGAUUCAGCAAGAGAUGGCUCGCUUCCCUCGCCUUUUCGAACGUAUCAAGGAUGUCGUCGCCCUCGUGUUGAAGAGCCGCCUGAAGCCUACGAAUGAGCUGGUGGAAAACCUGGUAGCGAUCGAGCUGGCCUACAUCAACACGCGCCACCCUGAAUUCACCGAUGCCAACCUCGUCGCCUUAAUCAAGGAUUCGAUCAUCGAUGAUGCGGCCGGACGCGAAGCCCGAAAUCGACAGCGCAACGCCGCCAUCGACCGCGGAGCCAGCGCCCAUGAGCCACAGAUGAACGGCCAAUCGGAGCAAGCCAGACUUCCACAGCGCGGCAGUGACGACCUCCAGUUGGCUCGGGACAUUGUGACUACCGCCAGCCAAGCCCAGCAGCAAGCGCCACAGCGGGGCCUCUUUUCGGUGCUAUUCAACAAUCAGCGUCCGUCGCCGGAUGAAGCUCAGCCUGGUACACCUCGCCGUCCGGUCAACCUUUUGCCUGAGGUGCCCGAGAAGACGCCGGCCCGCAAGCUGACACCGAAGGAGCAGCGCGAUUGCGAGAUCAUUGAGCGGCUCAUUAAAAGCUAUUUCUUGAUCGUGCGCAAGAAUGUACAGGAUUCGGUCCCGAAGGCCAUCAUGCACAACAUGGUUAACUUUGUUAGGGACAAUUUGCAAUCCGAGUUGGUCCGCACCCUCUACGAUCCGACUCGCCUUGAAGAGCUGCUCAGCGAAAACGAGUUUAUGGCCCAGAAGCGCAAGGACACCUCGGUGAUGCUCGAGUCUCUGCACAAGGCGCUGGCCAUUAUUGGAGAGGUGCGCGAGACGUAUCUGCUC
This is a messenger RNA of Mesorhabditis spiculigera, 2154 nucleotides long. The record is from the annotation of a GenBank genome assembly. Lineage: Eukaryota; Metazoa; Nematoda; Chromadorea; Rhabditida; Rhabditidae.